CUGCUCUUUAUUUUUCUAUUUAUUAUUUUACACACAAAGCUUUAUUGUAAUGAAGUAGGCCUACUUUUGGGACUUGUGUUCUGUUCUUUUCAUAAGAAGUAUCUCCACCGAUUCCACCCAGAGCCUUCAUCGGGGUAAUAUUUGCUGUAGCCAAGAACAACUGCUUUGAAACAAUGUCAACCAAUUGGUUCUCCAACCAAAUAAGGUUGAAUUCAGAUAGAGAACAAGACUGCCCAUCGGGACAAGAAUUAAACACACUCAAGGGAAAGUCAAUGCAAAUUUAGAUAAUGUCAUUUUCUGAAUAUGUUUGCAUGUGACCUUUGUGGAGAGAGAAGAGUGAAAUGUGAAACUACACUGACCCAUUGAGAAAACAAUAUCCCCAAAACUUCCACUGGCACUCUGGAAUGGGGAAUCAUUCAAAAACACUUUCUGCAGAAAGCCUUCAUCAGGGUUUAAGUCAUGGGAGACAGACACGUAUUUAAAUAAACACCUGUGCUUAGCUGUGGUCUCAGAAAAUAUAAUUUUUUUCCAGGUCUAUUCAUUAAAUGCUUAGCUGUGGUAUCAGAAUGAAGAGUUUAUCCCAGGUCUAUUCAUUAAAUGCUUAGCUGUGAUAUCAGAAUGAAGAGUUUAUCCCAGGACUACUCUUUGUAAAUCCACCAUGAUGUAUACCCUGAUGAAGCCUCUAUGCUGAAACACUUUGGAAACAGAUAAGUUGAUAUAGUUAAAGUCAUGCCUACUUUGUAAACCAUACGUAACCAAUAAAUCCAUCAAGUCCCAUCGCUCAGUCUGUUGCUCUUUAAGGAGGUGUGGGUUACAUUUGCAAAAGACUUAGCAAAUACUGAAAGCAUAACCUUAAGUGUAAUAACUGUAAAUGUGUAUGUCUUUCUCAUUUAAUGUUUUAGCCUAAUGUGGUUUCAUGGAUAACUUUGUCAGAGACAAAUUAACUGAAUGGAACUUCAGUGAGUAUAUUGACAGAUUCAAAGAUGAAGAAAUUGACAAAGAGAGUUUCCUGCUCCUAGAUGAAAAAGCCUUUGCCAACUUGAUUCCAAAACUUGGUCCAAGGUACAAAUUUCAAGAGAAACACAAGGCGAUACAAAAGGAGUUAGAAAAUGAUGGGACAGCAACUGACAGCCAAGUUCAAACAUCCUCCACAAUGGCAUGGGCUUCCUUGGACCAGGCGGCAGCUCCCAGCAUUAGUCCACAAGGCAAAAGAAAAAAUCCUCCUACCUUCCCUUCAACCAGUACACCACCAAAGCAACCGUGUUUCUCCAAACCUACACAACCAACCUCUAAAUUCGAGAGACAAGCCAUGAAGGCAGCAGAGACGUGUGUGACACAAGUCCUUGAGAAACUAAAAACUCUUCCCAAGAAGGAAUUCAUUGACUACCUCAAGGGUAAAAUGACAAAGCUAAGGACAGGUGUUAAAAACAAAGUCUUAGUUGGAGUAUUUGGGAAGACAGGAGCUGGUAAGAGCUCUUUGAUAAAUGCCAUCUUGGGUGAGCCGAAUUGUCUGCCCAAUGGUGCAAACAUCAGCGCGUGUACCUCAGUCAUGAUUCAGGUGGAGGCCAACAUGACUAACUACAGCUACGAGGCAGAAAUUGAAUUCAUUUCAAAAAAGGAAUGGGAAGAUGAUAUAAAAUCUCAUCAGGAUGUCAUGUCUGAUGAAAAUGACAACAAAAAUGAAGAAUUAGUCAGGGUGGCAACUGCAAAAAUUCAGGCCUUUUACGGAAAAUAUGGAGUUGGGAAAAGUUUAAAAGACCUGAUGAAAGGGGAGCAUUUCCGAGAAAUUCCAGAAUUUCUAUCACCAACAAACACUGUUAAGAUGAUUUCAUGUGGCACGGCAUCAGAGCUUUCUGGAAAGAUUGCCUGUUACACAAGGAGUGAUAAUAAGAUGGAAGUAAAACACUACUGGCCACUUGUGAAGUGUGUGACAAUUAAGGUGCCCAACACCAAAGAGCUUCUGGAACACAUUGUGCUGUUGGAUCUUCCUGGAACUGGGGACUGCAACAAGACCAGAGAUAAUAUGUGGAAAUCGCAUUUAAGUCAGUGCUCGUCUGUGUGGAUCGUGAAUGACAUCCAACGGGCCGCCUCUGAAAGAGAGCCAUGGAUGAUUUUGGAAAGCAGCUUCAGUUAUCUGAUACAAGGCGGAGAAUGUGAGAAUAUCACCUUCAUCUGCACCAAGACAGAUGACAUCAACCCUAAGAACUACCUGGGAUCACCAGUUUUAAAGAACACUGAACUGCACCUCGACCUGGAAAAGAAAGGAGCAGCUGAGCGGAAACGAGGCUGCAUCCAGCACAGAAAUGAACAAGCUAAGAUAAUGUUGGGAGAGAGGUUCAACGACGAAGUUGUGAAAAAGAAACCUUUCAUUCAAAUGGAAAAGAUCUUCCAAGUGUUUACAGUGAGUGCUGAGGAAUUUCAGAAUGAUGAGAAUCCCAUUCUGGAACAAGAACAGACAGAGAUACCACAACUCAAACAAGUUCUGGAGGAUAUGAAUGAGAGACACUCAAAGACUGCAGUUAAAGACUAUAUAUCUGGAGUCUAUGGGAUCCUCUCUUUGAUCAAAGCGGCCAACUCCAACGACUCGACGAUGGUUGAGAUGAAAUCAAACAUGUACCAACUGCUAAAGGAUUCACUGGAGGAGCAGCUUUCUACCAUCACAUCCCUCAUGACAAAACAUUACAACGACCUUAAAAAACUCCUGUCAGAGGGAGUUGCCAAUUCAAAAAAAUCAUGCUUGCAGAUUGCCAAGGAGAAAGUAAUCACACCAGAGGCAAGAAAGGAUGGCAGAGGAUACCAUCGUACAUUGUCAUCUUUAUGCAGGAAUAAGGGGUUCUGUAGGUCAACAAAUGGAGACAUCACAGACCUCAACAAAACGUUGGCUGAAUCUAUGUACGCUGCCAUAAAUGAGAAAUUUGCUUUAAUUUUCCCAAAUGCUGGAACAACAGGAGAAUCAAUCUAUAAGAAGAUCUGCAACUUCAGCAUCAUCUCAGACAACAUGGCCAAGGAGUGGGAGAACACCCCCAUGUCUCUGUAUCUGAUGUUUCUCACCACCGAGGAAAAUUUUUUGAAGGAUAAACUAAAACGAGAUGUCCUCCUGAGGAAGAAAGUGAUUUAUGAAUCUCUGACUGACGAAGUCCAGAUCAUAAUGUGCCCAUGUUAUGAGGAGGCUUCAAAGAUAUCUGGAAAGGGAACCUUGAAGAAGACUCAGGAACUCCUGGUCAAGCACAUCGACUCAUCGAAAAACCCCAUGUUUGACAAUGCUCAGAAAAAGAUGUUGGAAGGUUUUGAGAACCUGAGGGAAUACAUUGAGCAGACGCUGAGAACCGAACUACUGGAGUCAUUGAAGCGGUCCCUGAAGACACCUAACAGUUUAUCUCUCCCAGAUGUCAGUGAGCAGUUGGAAAACAUGGAGACCUACAAGAUGUUGGCUCUAAGAGAGCGCACAAGCCAAAUCUGACUGUUGAGAAGAGUCAUAAAGCAGAAGUAGUGACAUGAUGGUAAACCAUUCAAAACCCUUGGCUAUAAAAAUGUAUCACAUUUUCAGUAGCUUAUUUAUCAGUAGUUGUUCGUAUCAGAAGUUUUGCCGUAGUUAUUAAUGUUAUGUUUGCUGACGUGAUGAACGUGGUAUAAGCAGGAUAAACAUUUAGGGUCUAUCAGUGCUCUGAUAAAAAUGCAGCUUUGCUGAAGAAGCACCAUGAUGCUCAGAGAACUCAUAGCUCCUAGGUUUUGAUUCCUUACACAUUUUAUGCUCAAUGUGUUGAUCCUUUACAUAUUCUAUACUCAAUGUGUUUAUCCCUGCCAUAUUCUAUACUCAAUGUGUUGAUCCCUUACAUAUUCUAUACUCAAUGUGUUGAUCCCUGACAUAUUCUAUACUCAAUGUGUUGAUCCCUUACAUAUUCUAUACUCAAUGUGUUGAUCCCUGACAUAUUCUAUACUCAAUGUGUUGAUCCCUGACAUAUUCUAUACUCAAUGUGUUGAUCCCUGACAUAUUCUAUACUCAAUGUGUUGAUCCCUGACAUAUUCUAUACUCAUUGUGUUGAUCCCUUACAUAUUCUAUACUCAAUGUGUUGAUCCCUUACAUAUUCUAUACUCAAUGUGUUGAUCCCUUACAUAUUCUAUACUCAAUGUGUUGAUCCCUGACAUAUUCUAUACUCAAUGUGUUGAUCCCUGACAUAUUCUAUACUCAUUGUGUUGAUCCCUUACAUAUUCUAUACUCAAUGUGUUGAUCCCUUACAUAUUCUAUACUCAAUGUGUUGAUCCCUGACAUAUUCUAUACUCAAUGUGUUGAUCCCUGACAUAUUCUAUACUCAAUGUGUUGAUCCCUGACAUAUUCUAUACUCAAUGUGUUGAUCCCUGACAUAUUCUAUACUCAUUGUGUUGAUCCCUUACAUAUUCUAUACUCAAUGUGUUGAUCCCUUACAUAUUCUAUACUCAAUGUGUUGAUCCCUUACAUAUUCUAUACUCAAUGUGUUGAUCCCUGACAUAUUCUAUACUCAAUGUGUUUAUCCCUGACAUAUUCUAUACUCAAUGUGUUUAUCCCUGACAUAUUCUAUACUCAAUGUGUUGAUCCCUGACAUAUUCUAUACUCAAUGUGUUGAUCCCUGACAUAUUCUAUACUCAAUGUGUUGAUCCCUGACAUAUUCUAUACUCAAUGUGUUGAUCCCUGACAUAUUUUAUACUCAAUGUGUUGAUCCCUGACAUAUUCUAUACUCAAUGUGUUGAUCCCUGACAUAUUCUAUACUCAAUGUGUUGAUCCCUGACAUAUUCUAUACUCAAUGUGUUGAUCCCUGACAUAUUCUAUACUCAAUGUAAACAAAUAAAUUGGUAUUAUUUUGUUGGGUAACUGAUCGGCACUCAGAACUCAUUAAGAGGUGGCUUCUAUCUUCAAUAUAAUCAUUCAUUCAGAAGGUUAAACACAAAAUGGUGCAGUUUGAGGCCAUGUGGUGGAGAGUGAUGUGGGCGCUGGAGAUGGGGGUGUGAGCAGAUGGGUCUGGGCACAUGUUAUGUAGUUGUCGUUUGUAUGUGUAUGUUUGGUAUUGUUUAUAAAGAUAAAAUAAAAUGACAAGCUUGCAACGCG
Oncorhynchus kisutch (coho salmon) is the source of this 5080-nucleotide messenger RNA. RefSeq names its product nuclear GTPase SLIP-GC-like. Gene Ontology annotation, molecular function: GTPase activity. The record is from RefSeq and is a predicted model, not a curated record. The coding region runs from base 917 to 3460 and encodes 847 amino acids. The transcript is spliced from 21 exons. Lineage: Eukaryota; Metazoa; Chordata; Actinopteri; Salmoniformes; Salmonidae.